AUGAAUGACUUAAGUCAACUGGUAGUUGGUGUAGAUGCUGCUUGUACACCACAGUCUUUCGUGUUGCAGGGUGAAGUGGUGACGUGUGAGAUUGAUGGAAAUGGUGCACCAUCAUCUAUAACGUCGUUUGCAACCCGAGUCUCCGGUGCGAGUGUUGCGCUUGGUCAGAUGAUCAGUCUACUUAUGUUGAUCCUUGUAGCUAUCAGCCUACAAAUGGCGAAGUGUGGAAUCGAAUUUAUGCAGGAAAUGCUACAGUUCACUGCGCAAAGAGAACGAGAAUCUGCCUUAGAGUUUCGAGGUUUUCGCUACGUUCAAUUACUCACUGCGCCUUAUUUUGGAAUUCCAAUAAUUCGCGCAGCUCCGGCGCAGUAUGGAGCUGAUUUGAAGCGUUCGCCGGUUCAAGGUGAAAUCGCCAUUGCUGAGCCACUACGUGCUUGCUCUGCUCUCACAAACAGUGCUCAUGUUCGUGGUCGCAUUGUCAUAGUCGAGCGGUCAGACUAUCAUAUUGUUGGAAGUUCUGCUGCGGGGCAACCAUCCUUUGCAAUGGCAGAGGACAAGAAUUCACCCGACGAUAUCGUCAUUGCAUCAGUGUUCGUUUACCACAACGAGGGGCAAAAACUGUUGCAAGCAGCUUCAAGCGGGAAUUUGCCCGUGAUGUGCUCUUUUUCUGACGGUGAAUUCAUCCAGAUUGACCGCGAUUUGCCAAGCGUUACGUUCAACUUUCGCUUGGAAUCUGUCAAUCAGUCUAGUGAACCAUCUGAGCAUCAAAACAUUGUUGAACGACAUGUGACAUAUCUCCAAGAUGGAAUUGGCUUCGAUCAUGUUUCCCAACGAAUAGCAUUCUUCAAUUUGAUGCGAACUGCGGCUUAUGGAGCUCUUGGUUUAACUGUGCAGGACGAAUAUCUGAAGAGUGUGGAGGCUGCUUUGCGUAGUGCCUAUUUGGUCCCAUUGUUGCCUGUGGUAUACGAACGAUUAGCUGGUGACAUCACUCAGGUCUGA
Angiostrongylus costaricensis is the source of this 999-nucleotide messenger RNA. NCBI's taxonomy places the organism in Eukaryota, Metazoa, Nematoda, Chromadorea, Rhabditida, Metastrongylidae. The record is from the annotation of a GenBank genome assembly.